Molecule: messenger RNA, 723 nt
Organism: Prunus persica (peach)
Lineage: Eukaryota; Viridiplantae; Streptophyta; Magnoliopsida; Rosales; Rosaceae
Product: zinc phosphodiesterase ELAC protein 2
Exons: 2
Coding region: 1-606 (201 amino acids)
Biological process (GO): mitochondrial tRNA 3'-end processing
Cellular component (GO): mitochondrion
Molecular function (GO): 3'-tRNA processing endoribonuclease activity
Source: RefSeq, a predicted model, not a curated record
AUGCAAAGCUAUUGGAAGAGACCGGGUAGUCCUGUUGACAACAAUGUAGUCUUCCCAAUUUUAAAGAGCUUGCAAAAAGUGCUCGAGGAAGCAAGUUUGGAAGCCUUGAUGAGUUUUCCUGUCAUCCACUGCCCACAAGCAUUUGGUGUUGUCUUGAGGGCUUUAGAGAGAUUGAAUAGUGUUGGAAAAGUGAUUCCAGGUUGGAAGAUUGUAUACUCAGGUGAUACCAGGCCCUGCCCGGAACUUACAGAAGCAUCUCGUGGUGCAACAGUUCUUAUACAUGAGGCAACUUUCGAGGAUGGCAUGGUAGACGAGGCUAUAGCACGAAACCACAGCACAACUAAGGAAGCCAUAGAAGUUGGGAACUCUGCGGGUGUUUUUCGCAUAAUCCUUACCCACUUCAGCCAGCGAUAUCCAAAAAUACCAGUAUUUGAUGAGACACACAUGCAUAAGACGUGCAUCGGAUUUGACAUGAUGAGUAUUAACAUAGCCGAUUUCCCCGAGCUUCCAAAAAUACUCCCAUAUUUGAAACUGCUUUUUAGAAACGAGAUGAUAAUUGAUGAAUCUGAUGAGGUUGUAGAUGCUGCUGCAAGUGUAGCUUCUUGAUAGGAAAUUAAGUCAUUGUUGUAAUUCCCUUUUUUAAUUAGUUAAUUUUUUUCCUUAACCGUUUGUAGUUUGAGUAAAUUAUUCAAUUUGAGAGAGCAUUGGUAAUUGCAUGUGGUC